Messenger RNA from Meloidogyne enterolobii, 925 nucleotides. NCBI's taxonomy places the organism in Eukaryota, Metazoa, Nematoda, Chromadorea, Rhabditida, Meloidogynidae. The record is from the annotation of a GenBank genome assembly.
AAAUGGGACAAGCUAUGCGCGUACAGGAAGGGUAUAUUACUAGUGCGAUAUGGCAAUCGUUGGCUAGAGUUUACCUAACAAGAUGGAAAGGGUUUAAACCUGACCAAAUGGUAGCCACAACAUGCGUCUUUGAAGGCACCGCAGAAGAAGUCCAAACAGAAAAGCAGCGUAUUUUCACACUCGCUACUACAUUUGGAGGUAUUCGAGCACCAGACGAGAAUGGGCAGUUCGGGUAUCGGCUAACAUUUGCAAUAGCAUAUCUUCGAGACUUGGCACUAGAUCUGAAUGUUAUUGGGGAGUCUUUUGAAACAUCCGUCCCAUGGUCGAAAGUAUUAAAUUUGUGUAAAAAUGUAAAGACGUUGCUAAUACAUGAAGCACGUAAAAGAGGAAUUGAACAACAUAUUCUUGCUACUUGCAGGGUAACCCAAGUAUAUGAUUCCGGUGUUUGCGUCUAUUUUUAUUACGCGUUUAAUUAUCGUAGAAUGGAUGUACUUAAAGCAUUGGAGAUAUAUGAACAUAUUGAGUCCGCAGCCCGAGACGAAAUUCUAGCUUGUGGAGGAAGCAUUUCCCACCACCACGGAAUUGGAAAAAUUCGAAAACGUUGGGUACCUACAACUAUUGGGCCUUUGGGUGUUUCAUUGAUGGAAUCUUUGCGUUCCCAAUUUGAUCCAGAAAAUUUAUUUAAUAGUGGAAAUCUUAUUGAAAAUUCUUCCUCCUCUCAAACUCUUCAAAUAUUAAAAAAUAAAAUUGAAGAGAAGGAGAAGAGUAAAUUGUGAAACCAAAAAAUUGUUAACUAAAAAGUAAAAGUAUUCUUUUAAAAUGUGUAUCGAACAAAUCAGUUAUAAAAAUGUUUAAAAAAUUAAUAGUAAAAUAUUUAUAAAAUUGUAGCGAGAUUUUUUUUUGAAAUUCGCAAAAAUUUGAUUUU